Molecule: messenger RNA, 2642 nt
Organism: Lacerta agilis (Sand lizard)
Lineage: Eukaryota; Metazoa; Chordata; Lepidosauria; Squamata; Lacertidae
Gene: CHRDL1
Product: chordin like 1
Exons: 12
Coding region: 590-1960 (456 amino acids)
Molecular function (GO): protein binding
Source: RefSeq, a predicted model, not a curated record
GCACUCAGUCACCCGCGGCUGCUUGCAGAGCCGCCCCGACAGGCGGAUCCGUGGUGAGGCGCGCAUCAUCCACUCGACGGCUCUCGUUGGCAAGAACAUUGGGGGGCGGGGAAGGCGGCGGCAGCGGCGGUGGGCGGCCGGCACAGCAGGUGUCCCUCGUUCUCCGCCCCCCUCCAGAAAAGCAGAGCCUUCGCACCCUCCCUGAGCUCUGGCCACUCCAAAAGCUUUGGAGAGAUCCGACGGCCCCGACACCGCUCGCCUCUGCUCCUCCGUGUUUGUUCUUGAAACGGCAGCUGCUUCUCUGAAGGCUGCUCUCGGUGAGAUUCCUCCUCCUCCUCCUCCUCCUCCACACAAACACACUUCGAUGGUGAACACCACCAAGUGAGCAGGCCGGUGCGAUUCGUCCCUUUGCAGUGGAGCAGGAGCCCUCCGUGCGUGUGUGCAUCGUGGAGAGAGCGCUUCGCUUUAAGGAACAAGCCGCGCCUCCCGCCCGGCGUUUUGGACCAGUUCAGGGCUGAGGGAAAGUCGCGGUGGCUGCCGCUUCAGAGGGUGCGCAAGAAUCACGCUAGAAAUUGACAAGUCAGCAAAGAUGAGGAAAAAGUGGACACUGGAAAACGUUAGAUUCCUUUUGGCGUGUGUGCUCUGCCUCCUUUUCAUUGAGGGAAGUAAAACAGAACAAGGAAAAUACUCAGAGACUUACUGUGUGUUCCAAGAUAAAAAGUAUCGUGUAGGCGAAAGGUGGCAUCCGUACCUAGAGCCCUAUGGGAUUGUCUACUGCGUUAACUGUCUCUGCUCAGAGAAUGGGAACGUGUUGUGCAACAGAAUAAGGUGCCCGAACUUACAUUGCCCCAACCCAGUGCAUGUGCCACAGCUCUGCUGCCCACGGUGUCCAGAUGAUUCACUAUUUUCUACUGGCAGUAAAAUUACCCGGAAGUCCUGUGAGUACAACGGCACAACCUACUACCACGGGGAGAUGUUUGUGGCAGAGGGGCUCUUCCAGAACAGACAAGCCAACCAGUGUGCCCAAUGCAGCUGUUCCGAAGGAAAUGUAUACUGUGGCUUGAAGACAUGUCCCAAAUUAACUUGCACUUCUCCAGUGUCCACACCAGAAUCAUGUUGCCCAGUUUGCAGAGGAGACAGGGAGUCUUCGUGGGACAACUCGGAUGGUGACAUCUUUCGGCAACCAGCCAACAGAGAAGCUAGGCACUCUCCUCAUCGCUCCCAUUAUGACCCUCCACCCAGCAAUUCCCGACAGGCAGCCAACAUUCCACGGGCCCCUGGUGGCCGAAGUAACAGAGGAGCCCUGCCGGAUAUGCAACAGGCCUCUGGGACUAUUGUACAGAUUGUACUUAACAGCAAACAGAAGCAUGGGCGAGUUUGUGUUUCCAAUGGAAAAACCUACUCCCAUGGAGAAUCCUGGCAUCCUAACCUUCGGUCCUACGGAAUCGUGGAGUGUGUGUUGUGCACCUGCAACGUCACCAAGCAAGAAUGCAAAAAAAUUAAUUGCCCCGAUCAAUAUCCUUGCAAGCAUCCAAGGAAAAUUGAAGGGAAGUGCUGUAAAGUCUGCCCAGAUGAAAUUGGAAGUCAGAACCUUGACAGCAAAGACUACUUCUGUGGUGAAGAGAUGCUCCCUGUCUAUGAAGCUGUUCUCUCUGAGGAAGGAGAAACCAUACGCAAGAUAGCGCUGGAGACAGAUCAACCACCGCAAGUCAAAAUCCACAUGUGGACUAUUAGAAAAGGUAUCCUGAGCCACUUUGACAAGGAAACAGUAUCCAAGGAUGAGUUCAGCGAACUACACCACUUCAAGCAGAUCACAAAGACCACUUUGAGCCAGUGGAAAAUAUUCAGUGAGGGAGAAGCUCAGAUAAGCCAAAUGUGUGAAGCUCGGGUGUGCAGGACAGAGCUGGAAGAUUUGGUAAAGGUUUUGUACCUGGAGAAGUCUGAGAAGGACCACUGCUAAGAGAGAAACACCAGAAAGCCGAUGAAGGCAUGGAUCUGCAGCUGGACUGCGGGCUUAAUCUGCUUCUCCUAAAAGCCCUAAAAGCCAAACUUAUAAUGCAAGUCAAUAUUCAUCUCAUGCCCAAUGUAACCUGCUCCUUCGUGUAGAUCUGUCUCAUACUUUUCAGUAUCUCUCCAGAAGACUUAGGAGGCUGUGUUACUGGCAGAAGACAACGGGAGGGUUCAGCUUCAUGUAAAGGGUCAUGGCUUUACUGGUUUGAGAAAAAUAAUAAUAGUAAUUAGAUCCGGCAAGCAUAAUGAUCAAGGAAAAGGCCUAACAACAAAAAUGAAAAUAUUCUAUAUGCAGAACUGGAAAUGACCCUGACAGCAAUAUUGGAGAGCUUGGAAUAUAAAAUGAGAUUUCAGACUAACAGGUACCAUGGCUUUUGGUGCAGUGCCUCUGGGGCUAAUGACACAUCACAUGUUAAAAUGUACAAUACUGCUUUGAUGCAGGUCUUGUUUUGUUUUGUUUUGUUUUAAGAGCAAAGCAGCUUCAAGAGUGGGGGCAGGCAGGCAGGCAAGCAAGCAGGAAAGGUGCUUAUCCCUCAUAAACACACAUGUGGAAAACACCCACCCCUGCCCGGGUGGAAGUAGCUUGGAGAAAUGAUUUUAGUCAUCAUCAUCAUCAUCAUCAUCAUCAUCAU